Messenger RNA from Carlito syrichta (Philippine tarsier), 1284 nucleotides. It is a transcript of the gene POU1F1, whose product is annotated as POU class 1 homeobox 1. Gene Ontology annotation, biological process: regulation of transcription by RNA polymerase II. The transcript is spliced from 6 exons. Gene Ontology annotation, molecular function: RNA polymerase II cis-regulatory region sequence-specific DNA binding; DNA-binding transcription factor activity, RNA polymerase II-specific. NCBI's taxonomy places the organism in Eukaryota, Metazoa, Chordata, Mammalia, Primates, Tarsiidae. The coding region runs from base 126 to 1073 and encodes 315 amino acids. The record is from RefSeq and is a predicted model, not a curated record.
CUCAGAGCCACCCUGAUGUAUAUAUGCAAGUAGUGAGAAUUGAAUCAGCCCUUUGAAACAGUAAUCGAAUAAAACUCUGAUUUGGGGAGCAUCGGUUCUUUUGAUUUUUCUACUCGCUCGUGGGAAUGAGUUGCCAAUCUUUUACUUCAGCGGAUACCUUUAUACCUCUGAAUUCUGAGGCUUCUGCAACUCUGCCUCUGAUCAUGCAUCACAGUGCUGCUGAAUGUCUGCCAGUCUCCAACCAUGCCACCAACGUGAUGUCCACAGUCCCGUCUAUUUUGUCUUUGAUCCAAACUCCUAUGUAUUUGCGCACCCAUUUCUUGGUGACAAUGAUGGGAAACGCAGCAACGGGACUUCAUUAUUCGGUGCCUUCCUGUCAUUAUGGAAACCAGCCAUCAACCUAUGGAGUGAUGGCAGGUAGUUUGACCCCUUGUCUCUACAAGUUUCCAGAUCACACCUUGGGACAUGGGUUUCCCCCUAUCCACCAGCCUCUCCUGGCCGAGGACCCCACAGCUGUCGAUUUCAAGCAGGAACUCAGGCGGAAAAGUAAAUUGGUGGAAGAGCCAAUCGACUUGGAUUCUCCAGAAAUCCGAGAACUUGAGAAGUUUGCCAAUGAAUUUAAAGUGAGAAGAAUUAAGUUAGGAUACACGCAAACGAAUGUUGGAGAAGCCCUGGCAGCCGUGCACGGCUCGGAGUUCAGCCAGACGACGAUCUGCCGAUUUGAGAACCUGCAGCUCAGCUUUAAGAACGCGUGCAAGCUGAAAGCAAUAUUAUCCAAGUGGCUGGAGGAGGCCGAGCAAGUGGGAGCUUUGUGCAAUGAAAAAGUGGGAACAAAUGAAAGAAAAAGAAAACGAAGAACAACUAUAAGUAUUGCUGCUAAAGAUGCUUUGGAGAGACACUUUGGAGAACAGAAUAAACCGUCCUCUCAAGAGAUCAUGCGGAUGGCUGAAGAACUGAAUCUGGAGAAAGAAGUAGUAAGAGUUUGGUUUUGCAACCGAAGGCAGAGGGAAAAACGGGUGAAAACGAGUCUGAAUCAGAGUUUAUUUUCUAAGGAGCAUCUUGAGUGCAGAUAAGAUUUCUUAAUGUGUAUAUAGUCUUUUCCCCCUGAUUUUUUAUUCCUUUCUCUUCCUCAACAAAAAUAGAAGUUAAUUACUUGGUUAACUUUUAAAAUCAUUUUAUACCAAUAACUAUUGCAGCAGCUUUUCUUUUCCACUUUUUUUUAAAGAACCCAACAACUUCAAUUAUAUUGAUGCUAUUUUAUUUAAAAUAAUUAUCAGAAGCCAC